Messenger RNA from Fulvia fulva, 1173 nucleotides. RefSeq names its product Vegetative incompatibility protein HET-E-1. The coding region runs from base 1 to 1173 and encodes 390 amino acids. Lineage: Eukaryota; Fungi; Ascomycota; Dothideomycetes; Mycosphaerellales; Mycosphaerellaceae. The transcript has 2 exons. The record is from RefSeq and is a predicted model, not a curated record.
AUGAGGCUUCUCCAUGUUGCAGCCUUGCUCGAGUCUGGCCGGCUAGAGCUCGAGGAGUUCAUCGGAUCUGAUGUGCCGAGCUAUGCCAUUCUAUCCCAUACCUGGGGGCACGAUGAGGUUUUGUACAGCGAUAUCGCAUCCGGGAGAGCACAUACGGAACACGUCUGGAUUGACACCUGCUGCAUUAAUAAGUCCAGCAGUGCUGAGCUACAAGAAGCCAUCAAUUCCAUGUACAGAGCCGAAACAUGCUAUGUCUAUCUUAAGGACGUCAACACUCCAACUCACGUGGAUUUUGACAUAUUCCGUUGUCAGUUUCGCAGCAGCAGAUGGUUCUCACGAGGCUGGACUUUGCAAGAGUCGUUGGUACCAAGAAGCGUUCAAUUCUUCGUUUCGUCUGGGAAACCUUUGUGGCCUUUUUCUACAACAAGUGCGCACGAUGAUCGGCGUUCACUUGUGGCUGAGAUAACCAGCGCUACGAACUUUGCCGAGGAUAUCAUAGCUGCUGGGCCUGGAGUCAUUCACGAGCGAAGUAUCGCAACACGUAUGAGCUGGGCUGCCACCAGAAUCACGACUCGCGAGGAAGACAUUGCGUACAGUCUGCUCGGGAUCUUUAAUGUCAACAUGCCUUUGUUGUACGGAGAGGGCCGCAAAGCAUUUCGCAGACUCCAGCAGACACUACUAGACCAGUCUGACGAUUCCUCCAUCUUCUGCUGGACCAGCAGCGCACGAGAAGAGCGCGCGGGCCGAAUCCAGCUCUCAGGACUGUUAGCUGACGAGCCUUCGCACUUCAGCUCGAUUGCUCCAACCAUCAUGGCUGCGCGUCCUCAAAAUUGUGCACAGGCACAGCCUUAUUCAAUGACCAAUAAAGGACUCCAGAUUACCCUGCCAUUGAUUCAAUUCUCUCGCAAUAUUUACCUCGGGCUGCUCGACUGUCGCUUGGUAGGACGAGGUGGUGCUACUCAUCGAGCUGCUAUCUAUAUUAUCCGCCUGCUGUCCGGUACGAAUCAGUUCGCAAGAUUACUCCCAGACAUGGUGGUACCUGCAUCAGCCGCCAUCGAUACAUCUAGUUUGAAGGUCGAGACUAUACUUGUGCGGCAAGGCUCGGGGCCUCGUGUACAUUCUCUGACACAGGAGGAUCUGCCUAGUUUUUUUACCGGCAAUGCUCGGAGCUGA